Phytophthora infestans T30-4 is the source of this 279-nucleotide messenger RNA. RefSeq lists its product as uncharacterized. The record is from RefSeq and is a predicted model, not a curated record. The coding region runs from base 1 to 279 and encodes 92 amino acids. NCBI's taxonomy places the organism in Eukaryota, Oomycota, Peronosporomycetes, Peronosporales, Peronosporaceae. The transcript is spliced from 2 exons.
AUGCGAGCACUGGCUGUGGUGGUGCGUCAAAAGCAGCUCUUCGACUGCUGGGAGGCCUACUUUACGGGCCUCGCGUGGCGUGUUAAUACUACAUCGAGAAGGGAUGCUCCUGCAUUAAGUGAUGGCGCGGGCGGUGUCACAACAAAGGGAAGCUGGUUUAGCAGGGACACACAAGGCGACUCCUGCAUCACCAAGACCACUGCGAGCGUGUGCAAGCAGGCAGGUCAUAAAAUCCGCGUCGAGCGUGAGGCCUUGUUCCUCAGCCGCCUUCAUUCGUAG